Messenger RNA from Rubroshorea leprosula, 2802 nucleotides. Lineage: Eukaryota; Viridiplantae; Streptophyta; Magnoliopsida; Malvales; Dipterocarpaceae. The record is from the annotation of a GenBank genome assembly.
UCAAAGAUUCAAAAAAAAAUUCACUCCUCCGAAGGACUGUUUGUUUAAAGGGAAAAAGGAAAAAGAAAGUUUCAAAAUAUCCAACCAACUCCAUUACUGCAUCUUUCUAAAAGCUUCUCAUCAGCUCAAUUCUCACUGUUCUUAUACACUGUGUUUUCUGGCCUGAUAAAGGUUUUGAGCUUUGGAAGUAACUCUGUACAGCCGGAGAGAUAGUUUGCUUUGGACGGAUUGAGAGUGAUUUUGGAGGAGAGAAUGAACGUCGUCGGAAGACAGAUGGCGAGAUCUAGUGCCACGGCGCACCACCAUCGGCAAUACUCCGAUAACUUCCUGGACUCCACGUUCAACGCGAAAUGGCUUCAGUCCUCGAAUUUUCCCUCUUCACAGGAUUUUGGAUACUAUGGAGGAGUUCAGGGGUCUAGAGUGAGCAGGAAGUCACCGGACCCGGAAUCGCCUCCGGUAAGUUCGAGGUCGUCUAGUUUGAGAAAGAAUGGCGACGAGCACGUUUUGCCCAGUGAGUUCAGCCCUGGGUUGCUGGAUCUGCAUUCCUUCGAUACUGAGCUAUUGCCUGAGAUGCAGGUUCCUGGCCUAUAUGAGGUAUCCUCGCUUCAUCAGCCCAAUGGUGGUAAAAGUUUUGAUGACUCUGAACCAUAUUUAUUUACCAACAAAGCAAUAGGCAGGACCCGUGGCCUGCUUGAGAACAACCUUCUUAAAAGUUUCUCAAUGGACAAAGACAGAGCCAACAACGUUGCUAAGAUCAAAGUUGUGGUACGAAAAAGACCAUUGAACAAAAAGGAGAUAGCAAAGAAAGAGGAAGACAUUAUUACUAUAGAACCAAAUUCUAAUUCCCUCACAGUUCACGAGAGAAAACUAAAGGUUGAUCUGACGGAAUAUCUUGAGAAACAUGAAUUCCUUUUUGAUGCUGUGCUAAAUGAAGAUGUUUCAAAUGAUGAAGUAUAUUCUGAAACUGUGCAGCCAUUGGUUCCACUCAUUUUCCAGCGAACAAAGGCAACCUGUUUUGCAUAUGGGCAAACAGGAAGUGGAAAAACUUAUACCAUGCAACCACUGCCCCUAAAAGCAACCCAAGAUAUUUUAAGAUUAAUGUACUGUACAUAUCACAACCAAGGUUUCAAACUGUUAGUCAGUUUCUUUGAGAUAUAUGGGGGCAAAGUCUUUGAUCUCUUAAAUGAUCGGAAAAAGCUUUGCAUGAGAGAGGAUGGGAAACAACAGGUUUGCAUUGUAGGUUUGCAAGAAUAUAGGGUAUCGGAUGUUGAGACAAUCAAAGAAUUAAUUGAGAAAGGAAAUGCUACAAGAAGCACUGGCACUACCGGUGCAAAUGAGGAAUCGUCACGAUCACAUGCUAUUCUUCAACUUGCCAUAAAGAGAUCAGCUGAUGGCAGUGAAACAAAGCCUGCCCGACUUGUAGGAAAGCUGUCUUUCAUUGAUCUUGCUGGAAGUGAGCGUGGUGCAGAUACCACUGAUAAUGACAAACAGACAAGAAUGGAAGGUGCUGAAAUUAAUAAAAGCUUACUUGCUUUAAAAGAAUGCAUCAGAGCCCUUGACAAUGACCAGGGUCAUAUUCCUUUCAGAGGAAGCAAGCUAACUGAAGUUCUUAGAGAUUCUUUUGUUGGUGACUCACGGACUGUCAUGAUAUCCUGCAUUUCACCUAGCUCAGGGUCUUGCGAGCACACUCUUAAUACCUUAAGAUAUGCUGACAGAGUGAAGAGUCUAUCAAAGGGUAACAGCUCUAAGAAGGAUCUGCUGUCUUCAUCUUCAAACCUUAGAGAUUCAGUUGCAUUGCCUUUGUCUUCAACUUUAACAACUGAUCCAACCUUUGAGGAUACCGUUAAUGAUGAUCCCUAUGAAAAGACCAGAUUUGGCUGGUCAAAACACACUGAAAGAGAAGCAUCUCCACCUUUCAAAGUGGAUCGUGGUGCUAGUGGAAGGGCAGAGGGAACUUUGGCUGCGAAUGUAUAUUCAGAUUAUUAUAAGGGUCAGAAAGGAGGUCUAAAUGGCCUUGCUGAGAAUGAUGUUAAUUAUAGUCAGGACACCAUUGACCAAGAGAAAACAUCAUUGAAGAGCAAGGUACAGAACUGUCCAAUGUCAUCUUUGGAGGAGUGGCGUAAAAGUGAAACUUUGGCAAAGUGGGUGAAUCGCCCUGCCCCAGCAUCUGAAGAUAACCAUUCUCAUUCAGAUGAUGAUCUUAAUGCUCUAUUGAAGGAGGAAGAAGAUCUUGUAUCUGCUCACAGAAGGCAAGUUGAGGAGACCAUAGAUAUUGUAAGAGAGGAGAUGAACCUAUUAGUUCAAGCUGACCAACCUGGAAAUCAGCUGGAUGACUAUAUCUCUAAACUAAAUGCCAUUCUUUCACAGAAGGCUGCAGGCAUUCUGCAACUACAAACCCAGUUGGCUCAGUUCCAAAAGCGUUUAAAUGAGUAUAACGUUUUGGUAUAAUUCAGCAACUGAUAACCUGAAGCAAUGCUGAUAAAAGCCAUGAACUAAUAUGGUAUGGUUUGUGUAUUGUCUGAUCUAGUGUCAAUUUUUGAGGGCAUUUGAUGUUGUGAGGAGUUGAAUUUCUUCUCUGGUGGUAGACAAUUGGUAAGCUGCUAAUUAUCAUCUGGGUCACAGGGUGAGCAGUUCCUUUUGCAUUGAAUGGUGAGAGCAGUAUUACGUUUCUUCAUCCAUUUUCCACUGUCAAUGUCUGCUUUUCUAUAUUGUUUGUAAAAUUUGUGUAUUGAGUUUUUAUCAAUAAUCAAAAUACCUUGUUUUGAGUAAGCAAGUUAGCCAUAAUAAGAAUUUUUAUGUUUA